AUGUCAUUCGCAGACAUAACUGUUUCAUUAACAUAUCCACAAUCUGUCUAUCUAACUAUCUAUCUAUUUAUCUUAACCGGUUUACUUUCUUUUUCUUUCUAUCUAUCUAUCUAUCUUAACCUAUUUAUCUAUCUAUCUAUCUAUCUAUCUAUCUAUCUCAUCUAUCUAUCUAUCUCUCUCAAUCUGUUCGUUCUCUCUCCUUUCUUUCUAUUCCCAAACUUCUUAUCUCUCUUAAACACUUACUCACUCUCUCAUUCAUUUACUCUUUUUUACCAAAGACCACCUUUCCUUCUCUUUCCUAACAUGGAUGCCUAUGAGACCUGUUUCUUUCUUUCUUUCUUUCUUUCUUUCUUUCUUUCUUUCUUUCCUUCUUCAAUAGAAUUCUUUGUUUCUUUCGUCUCCUUCUCUUUCUUUCUUUCUUUCUUUUUUCUUUCUUUCCUUCAUGCUAUCUUUAUUUUUUCUUUCUUUCUUUUUUAUUUCUUCCUCCGUUUUCUUUAUUCUUGUUUUCCUUGGUUUUCCCUGCUUCAUUUCUCUCUUUCUUACUUUCUUUCUUUUUCUUUCUUCUUUCUUUCUUUCUUUCUUUCAUUUAUUUUUCUUUCUUUUUUUCUUUCUUUCUUCUUCUUCUUCCUUAUUCGUGUUUCUCUUGUCUGUUUCAUCUGUCUAUCUAUCACUGCUCAUAAUCUCUGUCUGUCUGCCUGUCUCUCUCUCUCUCUCUCUCUAUAUAUAUAUAUAUAUAUAUAUAUAUAUAUACGUCCUAUCUAUCUAUCUAUCUAUCUAUCUAUCUAUCUAUCACUGCACAUAAUAUCUCUCUCUCUCUAUCUAUCUAUCUAUCUAUCUAUCAUCAUAUCAAUCUCUUCCUUCCUUCCUAUCUAUCUAUCUAUCUAUCUAUCUAUCUAUCUAUCUAUCUAUCUAUCUAUCUCUCCAUCUAUCUCAAUCUCUUCCUAUCUAUCUAUCUAUCUAUCUAUCUAUCUAUCUAUCUAUGUAAUCUCGUCGAUUGUUUUCUUUCUUUUUUUGCUUUCCUUCUUUCUUUUUUUUUGCUUUCUUUCUUUUUUCCUUUUUUUUCUUUGCUUUUUACUUUUCUUUAUCUUUUUUUUUUUUCUUUUCUUUUUUUGCCUUUCUUUCUUUUUCUUUCUUUUUGCUUUCUUUCUUUUUGCUAAAAAAACUUUUUCUUUUUUUCUCUUUUUUUCUUUCCUUCUAUCUUUUUUCUUUCUUUUUUGCCUUUCUUUCUUGCUUUCUUUCUUUUUUGCUUUCUUUCUUUUUCUUUUUUGCUUUCUUUCUUUGCUUUCUUUCUUUUUCUUUUUUGCUUUCUUUCUUCCUUUCCUUUUUACUUUCUUUCUUUUUUCUUUCUUCUUUUCCUUCUUUCUUUCUUUCCUUUUUGCUAAAAGCUUGUUUCUUUUUUAUCUCUUUCUUUCUUUCCUUCUUUCUUUUUUCUCUCUUUUUUGCCUUUCUUUCUUUCUUUCUUUUUUGCUUUUUUUACUUUCUUUUUUGCUUUCUUUCUUUCUUUGUUUUUUUUCUUCCUUUCUUUUUUGCAUUUUUUCUUUCUUUUUUGCUCAUUGCUUUCUUUCUUUCUUUCUUUCUUUUUUUUUUUUUUUUUCUUUUCCCGACUAA
Acanthosepion pharaonis is the source of this 1608-nucleotide messenger RNA. The record is from the annotation of a GenBank genome assembly. NCBI's taxonomy places the organism in Eukaryota, Metazoa, Mollusca, Cephalopoda, Sepiida, Sepiidae.